Messenger RNA from Eufriesea mexicana, 1206 nucleotides. It is a transcript of the gene mTerf3, whose product is annotated as mitochondrial transcription termination factor 3. Bases 1 to 1206 code for a protein of 401 amino acids. The record is from RefSeq and is a predicted model, not a curated record. Gene Ontology annotation, molecular function: double-stranded DNA binding. The transcript has 2 exons. Gene Ontology annotation, cellular component: mitochondrion. Lineage: Eukaryota; Metazoa; Arthropoda; Insecta; Hymenoptera; Apidae. Gene Ontology annotation, biological process: mitochondrial ribosome assembly; mitochondrial transcription; regulation of DNA-templated transcription.
AUGAUUUUACGAGUAUGUACGUAUUUAUGCAUGAAUCAUUCUAAUAUCGGUAAAACUGUAAAUCUAAUUUUUCGAAAUGUAUCCAAAAGUUCCAUACUUAUGAAUAAAACGCCAAAUACUAACAUUACAGAAAGUCGUUUAUCAAAUAGCGAUGCAAGUAAUAAUAUAGAUCACUCUAAAAUACUAACAAGAAAUGUGAAAAGUGAUGAAAAUAUUGAAACCAACAGUAAUAUCACAAAAGUGCAGAGUGAAUUAAUACAAUCACAUGAUAUUAAGUUCUCAGAAAACGAUAUCUAUAAUUUAAAUGAUGUAAGCGAACCAGGACCAUUUGACCAUUGUGAUGAAGACCUGUCGCACAUUGGACCUAAUAUAACACCGACUUAUAAUUUUGCAAAAUUUGCAAACGAGUCUAAUACAAUUCGACAGUUAGUAAAUCUAGGAGUUGAAUUGUACAAGUUAGAAGCAAAUAGGGAAGUACUAGAAAUGUUUUUAAGUCUUGAUUUUGACACAGAUAUGAAACCAUACAUACAAUUUUUACAUGAUUGCGGUGUACAUUCUGAAAAUCUUGGACAUUUUAUCACCAGAAAUCCAAUGAUUUUUAAAGAAGAUAUAGAUGAUCUUCAUACAAGAAUAAGAUAUUUAAGAGCUCAUAAUUUUAGUGUAGAUAUGAUACAACAGAUAGUAAAUAAACAUCCUCCUUGGUUAUCUUUUAAAACAAAAGAAAUAGAUUGGAGACUAGGAUAUUUUCAACAUACAUUUAAACUCAGUGGUGUACAAAUAAAAGGUGUAUCUACAAAGUGUCCAAAAUUAAUAACAUAUGAUAUGAAACGAAUAAGAAGAAGCACUUUUGCUGUAACGAAACAAAUGGGUUUCAAUACAUUUGAAACAAGGCUUAUUUUGUUAAAUGCUCCACGUGUAUGGAUUCGAGCUAAGACAGAAGUGGUUAAAACUUUUGAUUAUCUUCAUAAUGAUAUGAAGUUAUCACAUGAUAUUAUAAGUCAUAAUGCAAAAGUUCUACAAUGUAGAAAAAGCAGAUUAGAGAGAAGACAUCGGUUUUUAGUAGAAUUAAAAAGAAAUCAGUAUGACCCUACAAAGCCAUUAUAUGUAUCUCCAUUAAAUCUAGUCAUAGGUAGUGAUAUUGAUUUUUGUGACAAAAUUGCCAAAAGUUCUUUAGAUAUUUAUAAUAAUUUUAUAAAAUCUUUGUAA